AAGUUUAGGAGGGAGGAGCUGCAGAGAGAGCUGUGAUCCGUGCACCAUGUCCGCUCCCGUCAGGAUUGCGAUCUGCCUCCUGCGGAACGAUCUGCGGCUGCAUGAUAACGAGGUCCUGCUCUGGGCUCACAGGAACGCGGACUGCGUUGUCCCUCUCUACUGCUUCGACCCGCGGAGCUACGGCGGGACCCAUCACUACAACUUCCCCAAAACGGGUCCGCACCGGCUGAAGUUCUUCCUGGAAAGCGUGCGGGAUUUACGCAGUACCCUCAAGAAAAUAGGAAGUAAUUUGAUCCUCAGAAGAGGGAAACCGGAAGACGUCAUAGAAGAUUUGGUGACGACGCUGGGCUCGGUGUCUGCGGUUGCGUUACAGGAGGAGGCGACUAAGGAGGAGCUGGAUGUAGAGAACGCCGUGAGGCUCCUCUGCGCUCGGCGCGGGAUACAGUUUCACACCGUUUGGGCAUCCACUUUGUAUCAUCACGAUGACCUUCCGUUCCGGGACAUCUCCAGGCUGCCCGACGUGUACACCCAGUUCAGAAAGGCGGUUGAAGCUCAGAGCAAAGUGCGACCCACUCUUCAGAUGCCGGACCACCUGAAGCCUUUGCCCCCUGGCCUGGAGGAAGGAGGCGUCCCCACUCACCAGGAUUUCGGACAAGAAGAUCCGUUGACAGACCCUCGGACGGCGUUUCCAUGCAGCGGCGGAGAGACCCAGGCCUUGCAGAGACUCGGCUACUACCUCUGGGAUACGAAUCUUGUGGCUUCCUAUAAAGAGACUCGCAAUGGACUCAUUGGGAUGGAUUAUUCUACUAAAUUUGCCCCGUGGCUCGCGUUGGGCUGCAUCUCCCCGAGAUACGUUCACGAACAGAUUCAGAAAUAUGAACGCGAGCGAACGGCCAAUCAGAGCACCUACUGGGUUAUUUUCGAGCUUCUGUGGAGGGAUUAUUUUCGCUUCGUGGCGCUGAAGUACGGGAGGAGGAUUUUCUUUCUUAGAGGACUGCAGCAGAAAUCCGUUCCGUGGAAGAAAGACGCGAAGCUCUUCGACGCGUGGAAAGAGGGGCGCACCGGGGUUCCCUUUGUUGAUGCCAACAUGCGCGAGCUGGCGAUGACCGGAUUCAUGUCCAACAGGGGCCGGCAGAAUGUGGCCAGUUUCCUCACCAAAGACCUGGGGAUUGACUGGAGGAUGGGAGCAGAGUGGUUUGAGUAUUUACUGGUGGACUACGACGUUUGCAGUAAUUACGGGAAUUGGCUGUACAGCGCGGGGAUCGGAAACGACCCGCGGGAGAACCGCAAGUUCAACAUGAUCAAGCAAGGACUGGACUAUGACGGCAAUGGGGACUACAUCCGGCUUUGGGUUCCCGAGCUGCAGAAGAUAAGGACUGGCGAUGCUCACACUCCCUGGGCGCUGAGCGACGCGUCUCUUGCGCAUGCUGAGGUGUCUCUGGGGGAGACCUAUCCGUUUCCAGUUGUUACGGCGCCAGAAUGGAGCAGACACAUCAACCAGAAGCCCGCUGGUGCUAUGACAUCAUCAAGGAGAGGAAAGGGUCCGUCACACCCACCUAAACAACACAAGAACCGGGGGAUAGACUUCUACUUCUCACGCAAUAAAGAUGUCUAAAUCCGGCAGGAACCCUCCGAGCGCUCGUCCGUCAGACUGGACCGGUGGGGAAGCCGGGCUUCAGUGACUGUAUUCCCCCCCGAGAAACGCGCAGGGGGUCCACUUCACAUGCAAGCGCCCCCCCAACCCAGGAUUUUAAGUUUUAGAUUAGUAUUUAUUUCUGUUUGGUAGGAAUUGGGCUGAGAAUCUUCAUCUUCAGACCGGAAAUGACUGUAAAAUGUUGUUUGUUUUUGUUAUAAAAUGUUUUUGGACUGUUACAUUUUUAACUUUUAAUGUUAAAUAAUUUAGAACCUCGGCCCCUCGCACUCCCAAUCCGCUGCUCCGGUAACAGAUCGUCAGGCGGCCGCUGGCCUUAAAGCAACGUCCCAUCAACACCAGCCCGGCCCCUGGCUGGGCACAAACCUCCUCAGCCUCGAUUAUUGUACUAAAUGCAAACAUUAAAGCUUUUUUAUUUGAUUAAAAA
Molecule: messenger RNA, 2078 nt
Organism: Spea bombifrons (plains spadefoot toad)
Lineage: Eukaryota; Metazoa; Chordata; Amphibia; Anura; Pelobatidae
Product: cryptochrome DASH
Exons: 14
Coding region: 47-1615 (522 amino acids)
Biological process (GO): photoreactive repair
Molecular function (GO): FAD binding; deoxyribodipyrimidine photo-lyase activity; damaged DNA binding
Source: RefSeq, a predicted model, not a curated record